AUGUUGAGUCGAACUUCUGGCCAGCAAGUCGGUUCAACACUUCCUUCUAAAGAUCUCGAUCAAGAACCUGGAAGAAUAUUCAUGUUCAACAACCGAAUCAAGAAUCAACUUAUUCUUUACAGCAGCGAAUAUGUCGGAUCAGUGGAAAUAAAAAUCAGGGAUGCGGCUUAUCAAGCAGAAGAUGCAAUUGAAUCCCGCAUGUGCAAUCCUGUUAUUUCACAAUCUAGAAGUCAUGGACAUGAGAGUUCUUUACAGCACCUACAUUCUGUGCUCUCAAUAUCAGAUUUGCAGAAGAUAAUAAAAGAAUUUUAUUCCAUCAUGGAAGAGAGUACUCUAGUGGGAUUUGAGGAAGAUUUGAAGCAAGUAAGGGAUCUACUCUGUAAUGGAUCAUCUGGACCCCAAAUCAUUCCCAUUGUUGGGAUAGGAGGCAUUGGCAAAACUACUCUAGCUAGGAAUGUUUGUGAUGAUUCAUAUGUUGCGUACUACUUUCACAUUCGUGCUUGGGUAACGCUAUCUCCAUAG
This is a messenger RNA of Olea europaea var. sylvestris, 522 nucleotides long. Its product is annotated as probable disease resistance protein At1g59620. Lineage: Eukaryota; Viridiplantae; Streptophyta; Magnoliopsida; Lamiales; Oleaceae. The record is from RefSeq and is a predicted model, not a curated record. Gene Ontology annotation, molecular function: ADP binding. Bases 1 to 522 code for a protein of 173 amino acids. The transcript is spliced from 3 exons.